GUACACGUACUUCACAUUUUUUUACCGUCGAUGAAUAACAAGAAAAGGCUUCUAUCACAAUGCAGCAGUCGUGCCGGAUUGGUUGCGAGCUUUUCGAUUUUGAACCCAAAACUAUCAGAACUACGGGAACAAUCUCUCUGGAGUAACCAGUUGAUGUGAACGAGGAUUGCAUCUUUGCUUAUGCUGUUAGAUAAAGGGACUCAGCUGUUUGGCAUUGACGUGCAAGGAUUAGUAUGGUACGUACUCCGGCUGAAGUUACGGGCUGAUGAUAGCGCCGAAUUAGUACUCUCCCUUGCAUUCAAAUUCAAGAAUACAUUAGGUGGUUGGUUUUUAUGACUCUCUCACGGCAGCAACCAACAAUUCAUGCCAUUUUAAUUUACGAAACAUGUCUUUCCCAGCCUCCAAAGAAAAAGCGAAAACGGACUCGGUCUUCGUCGCCGAACAGAGUUGUCCUACCGCCUGAGGACUUGAUCGACGAAUCUAGGCGCAAGGAAAUUCUACUCUGUUUCAAAACAGCAUUGGAAUCGUACAAUAACGAGAAUGAUGAAACAAGUAACGAGUUUUUGCCGAAUUCCUUUUUGAAAAAGCCCUUGAAGAAACUGAAAUUGUCAGGAUUAAAGUUAGACGGAAUCAAAUCAUAUUUUGACGACGAGAACUUGGAAGCACUCGAUGCGGACAUGUUUUUAAGAUUCGCAGCGGAUAAGUCAAUUCAAAUGGAGAAAUCUAACAGAGCGUUCCAGUUGAUAGACAACGCUGGCAAGGGAGUAGUCGUUUUGGAAGAUUUGCAGCGAGCAUGCUCAGUACUUGGAGAAGAUAUGACCGAGAAUGAAUUGAUAGAAAUGAUCGAUUUUGCGGAUUCAUCGGGUGAGGGAUUGUUGUAUCCGAAACAUAUGUUCAGAAUAGCUAACAAAGUUAAUUUAUAACAUUGAAUUUUUACUUCGCCCGAUGGGGACUACAAUACGAAAGCUUACCAAAAGAUGAGGAACACAAUGAGGUCUCAUAAAAAAUAUCAUCGAUGAUCUCCAUCCGAGCGACUCCACAGUGACCCAAUAGAAGACUUCCUGUACCAAUUUCUUUCACUCUGACGAGGUUGAAGAACAUGCUUGUGAAGAGUUUAAGUUCACCUCUGUUGUUUCUAACUGAACUAUCUUGCAGGCCACACCAUCAUCAUUGUAUCCAUGCCCAUACCUCAAGCUGCCAACCAAUAUGUGCCCUGACAAAAGUGAUUGCAUGAAGUGCAACAUAGUUUAAAUCAAGUGAUAUCUCAAAGGAACAUAUUCACACUGACAGCAUUUGGCACUCUCAAUACUGAUCUAUAUCAGUCCUGCCUUUGCUUGUAACUGGAGUAAAGAAAAAGGUGCAAACCCUGAAUGAUUCAGAACAAAAAAGAAUUCCUCAAGGAUUGUUAAUGUAACCUUCGAUACUAGCUAAGGUUGACACAGUAGGGUAUUGAAGACUGUGAUCUUCAAUGUUGGGGGUAGUUUAAAGGUAGAUA
Molecule: messenger RNA, 1495 nt
Organism: Pseudo-nitzschia multistriata
Lineage: Eukaryota; Bacillariophyta; Bacillariophyceae; Bacillariales; Bacillariaceae
Source: the annotation of a GenBank genome assembly